Parnassius apollo (apollo) is the source of this 2106-nucleotide messenger RNA. NCBI's taxonomy places the organism in Eukaryota, Metazoa, Arthropoda, Insecta, Lepidoptera, Papilionidae. The record is from the annotation of a GenBank genome assembly.
AUGGAGAAGUAUGGUUUUGGUUUGACUCGCAAGGAAGUGCUUGAAGUCGUUGGUCAAUAUGUGGUCGAAAACAAUAUCGAAACCCCGUUCAAGAAUGGUACUCCAGGAGAGGAUUGGUUCCUUGCUUUCAAAAAAAGACAUAAUCUUUCCGUCAAAAAACCACAGCCGGUAGAAUAUGCACGUAAAAAAGCAUGCAACCCUGCUGUAAUUUAUCCUUAUUUUGAUUUACUGGCGAAAACAAUUGAUGAUUUAGGUUUACGUGAUAAACCGUCACAUAUCUGGAAUGCUGAUGAAACUAGUUUUAGUAAAGACCCGAGCAAAUCAAAAGUAGUAGGACUCCGAGGCUACACGUCAACUAGAACCAUCUCAUCUCCAGGAAAGACUAAUACUACAGUACUUUUAGCGUGCAAUGCUGCAGGUGAAAAAGCGCCGCCGCUAAUCGUGUUUAAAGGGAAAAGCGUUUGGGACACAUGGACGUCAGAAGAUGGGUACCCCGGAACUCGAUAUGCUGCGACUUCAAAUGGCUGGAUGGAGUCGUCAGUAUUUGAAAAUUUUAUUCAAAAGAUUUUUUUGCCAACUGUUGGAGAGAAACGCCCUAUCCUCUUACUUUAUGACGGUCACUCUACACACUUGGGUAUUAACAUCAUACAAAAAGCACGAGAGGAAAAGAUAACAAUUAUGAAAAUCCCACCUCAUACAAGCGACAAUUUGCAGCCAUUGGAUAUUGCCGUGAACAAAUCGUUUAAGGAUAAAUGGGACGUCGAAUUAGUAAAGUGGCAAAGAUUGAACGUUGGCAAAGUUUUGCCAAAUAAAGAUUUCUCAAGAAUUAUAGGACAAGUAUGGGGUCAUAUCAAUCCCCUUGUAUGUGCGGCAGGUUUCCGUAAAGCUGGAAUAUAUCCGUUAAAUAAAAAUGCCAUCCCUGAAAAUAAAUUUGAUCCAAUUCUAUUAGCUGAAUGGAAAAGAUCUGCAAAACUGACGAAGAAGACGAACGAAGAGAUGAGCGAAAGACCAAAAACCUCAGUAGAUCAACCUGUUAAAAAACCUGAUAAACUUAGAAAAAUAGCACUAGCUUCUGUUAAUAAAAUAUUAUUUGAGGCACAAGUAGCUCCUCAACAUAUUUCAAUGCAUACAAUCUCUUUAGAAAAUGUCUGUCCCAUUUCAAUAAAUGAUGUUUUGAAUAAACGGAGUCAAGGAAAAGACGCACCAUUGGCAAACAUCACCAAUGUUCAACAACGUUCAAAGGUUCAGAUUCUUGAUAACCAACCGGUAAUUACCAAUAUUACAUUUGAACAGUUGCUCCUAAGGUCUGUUAAACCGGGAAUAUUAUCAUUUAUUGCAAAAAGGAAGAAAGUAGCGGCUGGCGCGGAAGUUAUCACCCACGACGAAGCGUAUGAAAGAUGUAAAGUAAUGGAAGGAGAAAAACAACAAAAGUUACAAAAACAACAAGAAAAAAACGUAUCCGAUUGCGUCAGCUUGCAUGAUGAUUCUGAUAUUGUAGACUUAAUUGAUGAGGACUCAGAUUUACCUGAGGAAGACUUUGACAUUAUUAGAAAUUUAGGUUACAUAAACUUUAUUCCAGACCUUGAAAAUAAUAACAUUACUGAUGAAAAAAACAAAGUAACAGAGACUGUUAUUGGAUCAGGAAUAAGGACAAUACAGGCAGAGUCAGUUAUUAGUAAUAUAACAAAUGGAAGAAAAAAGGCGACAGAAAUAGUUACCGGAUCAGAAGAAAGGAAAAUGGCGGCAGAAGCAGUUGAUAGCAACUGGGAUGAGAAAAUAGAGAAGGAAGGACGUAAGGAAAUGAAUUAUGCAAUUAACAACAAUGUGAUGGUCAGAAAUAUGUUUUUAAAAUAUGACAUUAAAUGUCCAACAAAUAUAACAUCAAAUGAUCAAAUUGGAUUUGGUGUUGCUAAAUGGAGCCAUAUAAAGGAGUUUUAUGAAACAGAUAACACCAAUCCCAAUUUUGUGUUUGCACCUUUCUUAAAACUAGAACAUUUAAAUCCAAAUACGAAGCAGAAGAUGAAGGUGAAGCUAGCUGCACAAGUGUUAAGCCACUCAGUUGCUGCAGGAAUGGGAACUCUCUUCAGAGGCCGUCACUACUGCUAA